AUGGACGCGGGCGAGGUGCGGCACUGGAACGCGGACGUCAACGGCGUCUCCAUCCACGUUGCCGAGCGUGGCCCCGAGGAUGGGCCGGCGGUGCUCCUCCUCCACGGCUUCCCGGAGCUCUGGCUCUCGUGGCGCCACCAGAUGGCCGCGCUCGCCGCCCGUGGGUUCCGCGCGCUGGCCCCCGACCUCCGCGGCUACGGCGACUCCUCCGCGCCGUCCGACCCCGCCGCCUACUCCAUCUUCCACAUCGUCGGCGACGUCGUCGCGCUUCUUGACCACCUCCAACUCACAAAGGUGUUCGUGGUGGGGCACGACGUGGGCGCGCAGGUGGCGUGGCACCUCUGCCUGUUCCGGCCGGACCGGGUGCGCGCCGCCGUCGUUCUGGGGGUACCGUACUUCGCUCGACACGCUCGCCCGAUCACGGAGGCCUUCGCAGCGUUUGGCGAUGGCUUUUACAUAAACCAGUUCCAGGAGCCUGGAAGAGCCGAAAGCGCAUUCGCUAAUUACGAUGUUGCAACUGUCCUUAAAAAGUUCUAUUCCAUUGAAAUAGAUGUUCUCAGUGCUCCUCCUGGAGUGGAGAUCAUAGACUUUCUCGAGGCAUCUCCCUCACCACUUCCUUGGAUCAGUGAGGAAGAACUGGACCAGUAUGCUGAAAAGUUUCAGAAGUCUGGGUUCACUGGACCCCUCAACUACUACCGUAUGAUGGAGACGAAUUGGAGGCUUCUUGCACCCUGGAACCAAGCCAAGAUUACAGUGCCCGUGAAGUUCAUAGCUGGUGAUAAGGACACCGGUGUCCAGUCCUUUGGGAUUGAGAAGUACAUCAAGAGCGGGGAAUUCAAGUCCAAUGUUCCGGAUCUUGAAGUCACCAUCAUUGAAGGCCACCAUUUUCUCCAGCAAGAGCAGGCCGAGAGGGUGAAUUCGGAGAUAAUUUCCUACCUCGUCAAGUUUACUAGCCAGGCGCCAUCAUCUUGA
Miscanthus lutarioriparius is the source of this 972-nucleotide messenger RNA. Lineage: Eukaryota; Viridiplantae; Streptophyta; Magnoliopsida; Poales; Poaceae. The record is from the annotation of a GenBank genome assembly.